Molecule: messenger RNA, 3634 nt
Organism: Aspergillus heteromorphus CBS 117.55
Lineage: Eukaryota; Fungi; Ascomycota; Eurotiomycetes; Eurotiales; Aspergillaceae
Product: GTPase BMS1
Exons: 4
Coding region: 1-3528 (1175 amino acids)
Biological process (GO): endonucleolytic cleavage of tricistronic rRNA transcript (SSU-rRNA, 5.8S rRNA, LSU-rRNA); maturation of SSU-rRNA from tricistronic rRNA transcript (SSU-rRNA, 5.8S rRNA, LSU-rRNA); ribosome biogenesis
Cellular component (GO): nucleus; 90S preribosome
Molecular function (GO): GTPase activity; U3 snoRNA binding; GTP binding
Source: RefSeq, a predicted model, not a curated record
AUGGAGCAGCAAGCGAACAGGGCGCAUCGCCCCGCAAAGGAGAAGAAGAAGUACGAGGGUCAGAAUCCCAAGGCUUUUGCGUUCUCGAAUCCAGGAAAGUUGAAUAAGGCGGGAGCGAGAUCUCAUGAUAUCAAAGAAAAGAGACUUCAUGUUCCCCUCGUUGAUCGCCUGCCGGAGGAGGCCCCUCCGCUUGUUGUUGCCAUUGUCGGACCGCCAGGGAGUGGAAAAACGACCCUGAUCAAGUCCUUGGUCCGUCGGUACACGAAACAGACCUUAAGCACCCCCACCGGACCGAUGACGGUGGUGACAUCCAAGAAACGCCGGCUUACGUUCCUCGAAUGCCCCUCCGACUCCCUCGCCAGCAUGGUCGACGUGGCCAAGAUCGCGGACAUCGUGCUCCUGAUGAUUGACGGAAACUACGGCUUCGAGAUGGAGACCAUGGAGUUCCUGAACGUCCUCUCCUCGCACGGUAUGCCCGGAAACGUGUUCGGCAUUCUGACCCACCUGGAUCUCUUCAAGAAGCAGAGCACCCUGCAGGCCGCCAAGAAGCGCUUGAAGCACCGCUUCUGGAGCGAGCUCUACAACGGCGCAAAGCUGUUCUACCUGUCCGGUGUCGUCAACGGCCGCUACCCGGACCGCGAAAUCCACAACUUGUCCCGCUUCCUGUCCGUCAUGAAGAACCCCAGACCCCUCAUCUGGCGUAACUCCCACCCCUACGCCCUCGCGGAUCGCUUCCUCGACAUCACCCCGCCGACUCUGAUCGAAGAGAACCCGAAAUGCGACCGCACGGUUGCGCUCUACGGAUAUCUGCGCGGCACUAAUUUCUCCGCGCAAGGCGCGCGAGUCCACGUCCCGGGUGUCGGUGAUUUGACGGUUUCUGGCAUCGAGGCCCUCCCGGAUCCGUGCCCGACUCCGCACAUGGAUCAGCAGAUCGCCAAGGCCAGUAACGGCAAGCCCAAGCGCAGACUGGGAGAGAAGCAGAAGCUGCUUUUCGCGCCCAUGUCCGACGUCGGUGGUGUCUUGGUCGACAAGGAUGCUGUGUACAUUGAUGUCAAAUCCUCCAACUUCAACCGCGGCUCGGACGAUGAGGAGGACGAUGAGGACCGCGGUCUCGGAGAACAGCUGGUGGUUGGUCUCCAGGGUGAGCGCAGGCUCCUGGGAGAGGCGGAAAGCGGUGUGCGUCUGUUCCGUGGCGGCGAAGCCAUCGCAAAGGCGGAUGACGACAACGAGGCCGCUGGACGGAAGCAGAAGCGAAGCGUCCGCUUCCUGGAUGGAGAAGACAAAGCUGCGUCAGAAGACGAAGGGUUUGAAAGUGGUGAGGAUGAGGAGGAUGAUGACGAGGAUGAGGAGAUCGGCAGCGAUGAAGAAAUUGAUGCCUCUGCCCCCGCGGACUUUGAGGCCAAUUUCAAGGAGAGGCAGAACGGCAACGUUCGCCAGAAGGAGGACGAGCUUGAGUUUGCCGACUCGGACUCGGAUCUCGGUUCCAUCUCGUCUGUCGAAGAUCAGAUCCUGGAAAGCGGCGAUGAAGAUGAAGACGAGGAUGACGACGAGGAGGAUGACGAGGACGAGGAGGGUGAGGUUCGCUGGAAGGAGAACAUGCUUGCCAACGCCAAGGCCCUUCACUCGAAACGCCCCAAGUUCCGCAUCACCGACCUGUCGCGCAUGCUGUACGAUGAAACCAUUACGCCUGCUGAUGUGAUCCGCACAUGGAGCGGCAAGGUGGAGACUCCCGACGAGGAGGACCAGGAAGGCGAAGAGGACGAUACCUUUUUCCGAAAGACCAACGUUGAGCUGGAAGAGGCAUUGGAGUACCGUGCCGUCCCGGAAUACGACUACGAGAAGCUGGAAGAGAAGUGGCAAGACGAGGAGAUGAUCGAGUCUCUGCGGUCCCGCUUCUCCACUGCCAAACUUUCUGGCGAUGGCGAUGGCUCGGACGAUGACUUUGAUGAGGAUGAUGAGGAUGAUGAGGGCGAUGGAGAGUUCGAAGAUCUGGAGACCGGCGAGGAGUUCCACGGUCUGUCUGAUGAAGAAGAUGCCGAGGGUGAAACCCGGGAGGACGGCCCUGUGGACUUGGAUGCAGAGCGAGAACGCAAUGCGAAAAAGAAAGAGGAGUUGCGGCUACGAUUCGAGGAAGAGGACCGUGAAGGGUUCGGCAACUCCAAGGACAAUUCACGAGGGGCCGGUGGUACGGGCGAGGAAGAGUUCGGCGAGGAUGACUGGUACGAUGCACAGAAGGCCAAGAUGCAAAAGCAGAUCGACGUGAACCGCGCCGAAUUCGACCUGCUCGACCCGGCUGCGCGGGCUCGCGCGGAGGGCUUCAAGGCGGGAACCUAUGCGCGCAUUGUGCUUGAGAACGUGCCCUGCGAGUUCUCCACCAAGUUCAACCCCCGUUAUCCGGUGAUCGUGGGUGGACUGGCACCGACGGAGGACCGGUUCGGCUACGUGCAGAUCCGCAUCAAGAGACAUCGUUGGCACAAGAAGAUCCUCAAGAGCAACGACCCUCUCAUCUUCUCGCUUGGCUGGCGCCGCUUCCAGACGUUGCCGAUGUACAGCACCUCGGACAGUCGGACGCGUAACCGCAUGCUCAAGUACACGCCCGAACACAUGCAUUGCUUUGCCACGUUCUACGGGCCUCUGGUGGCGCCCAACACCGGUUUCUGCUGCAUGCAGUCCUUCUCCAACAAAGCCCCCGGGUUCCGCAUUGCCGCCACCGGUGUGGUGCUGAGCGUCGACGAGCACACGGAGAUCGUGAAGAAGCUCAAGCUCACCGGUCAUGCGUACAAGAUCUUCCGCAACACGGCCUUCAUCAAGGACAUGUUCAACUCGUCGCUCGAAAUCGCCAAGUUCGAAGGCGCAUCGAUCCGGACCGUGUCCGGCAUCCGGGGUCAGAUCAAGCGUGCGCUCAGCAAGCCGGAGGGAUGCUUCCGUGCCACCUUCGAGGACAAGAUCCUCAUGAGCGACAUUGUCUUCCUCCGAGCCUGGUACCCGAUCAAGCCCCACCGCUUCUACAACCCCGUGACGAACCUGCUGGAUCUGAACGAGGAGACGCCCGGCGACAACGGCUGGCAGGCGAUGCGCCUGACGGGCGAGGUGCGUCGCGAGAAGGGCAUCCCCACGCCCUUGCUCAAGGAAUCGAAGUACCGCCCGAUCGAGCGCCAGGAGCGCCACUUCAACCCGCUCCGCGUGCCCCGCAAGCUGGCGGCGGAGCUUCCCUUCAAGUCGCAGAUCACCAAGAUGCGCGGCCGCAAGGACAAGACGUACAUGCAGAAGCGGGCGGUGGUGCUGGGCGGCGAGGAGAAGAAGGCGCGGGACCUCAUGCAGAAGCUCAACACGCUGCGCAAUGAUAAGCAGGCCAAGCGCGCGGUCAAGCAGGAGGAGCGCCGCAAGGUGUACCGGGCCAAGGUCGCGGAGGGGCUGGAGAAGAAGGCCGAGCGCGAGAAGAGGGAGCGCGACGACUACUGGCGCCGCGAAGGUAAGAAGCGCAAGAACACCGACAGCGAAGGGGGAGGGGGCAAGAAGCGCCGGUGAAGCAGGGCCGUUGUUGCUUUUUGGGAUUGUUAAAAGUUACUGUGAAUAAUGUCGAUGUGUAUCUACCUACAUGUUGCAUGGUGGCGGGCGUUGAAUCCUACCUGGC